AUGGCCAUGCUCCGCACACGCUUGCCGGCGAAGCUCCAGGCCGGCGAACUCGAGGCCCCGAGCUACCUUGUGCCGGUCCGUCCCGCCGUAGAGGCCGUGUGGAGGGAGGAGGCCGCCCUCCGUCCCGCACGUCUAGAGGGAGAGGGGCGCGCCUCCAUGGCCACCAAGGAGCCGGCCUGCCAUGGCCCUGCUUUGCUGGAUCCGGACGCCGUCGUCGGAGCUUGGCAGGGAGGCGGCGCAGGGGAGGGGAAAGGAGGCGGGCCGCGCGCGCAGGGGAGGAAGGACGGCCGAGGCCGCCUCGCCACAGGGCGCCACAGCACCGGAGGCCCGCCGCGCCGCCGCGGGCUGCCUCCGAGAGGGGCACCGGCGGGGAUUCGACAGAGCAGGGAGAGAGGCAAUGCCGGGGAUUCUGCCACGCCGGCGUCCGCAGCGAGCCACGGCCAGCUCGGCCCUGGUCCCGCGUGGGCAUCCGCAUCUAACCGUCUGCGAGGGAGAUGA
Molecule: messenger RNA, 498 nt
Organism: Panicum virgatum (switchgrass)
Lineage: Eukaryota; Viridiplantae; Streptophyta; Magnoliopsida; Poales; Poaceae
Exons: 1
Coding region: 1-498 (165 amino acids)
Source: RefSeq, a predicted model, not a curated record